Molecule: messenger RNA, 1309 nt
Organism: Daldinia decipiens
Lineage: Eukaryota; Fungi; Ascomycota; Sordariomycetes; Xylariales; Hypoxylaceae
Product: short-chain dehydrogenase
Exons: 3
Coding region: 123-1109 (328 amino acids)
Source: RefSeq, a predicted model, not a curated record
AAAGGGAAGUAUGGGAAACUUAUAAAGGUAGUUAUUAGGUACCAUGAAUUAGAAUCCUUGAGUAGUCAAGCUAUGUUAUAUUUUAAACCCGUAUUAUCGUUGAUUGAAUUAUAGCCAGCGCAAUGGGUGCCCAGUUUUCAAGCGCCGUAACUCAGUUCUUCCCUCCUAAGCCGGGGUUUACUGAGAAAAACAUAUCCGAUCUCCAUGGCAAGGUUUGCAUCGUUACCGGUUCAACCGCGGGCGUAGGUAAAGAAACCGCCAGGAUUCUCUAUUCUAAGAAUGCGAAAGUCUACAUUGCCGCACGUUCCCAAGAAAAGGCCGAAAAGGCAAUCGACGAAAUCAGCAAAGCCUUCCCUAACUCGAAAGGGGGCCUAAGCUUCCUGAAGUUGGACCUUGGUGACUUAACUACGAUAAAGGCAUCAGCCGACGAGUUUCUCUCGAAGGAAAAGAAACUCGAUGUCCUAUUUAACAAUGCUGGUGUCCAGAACCCACUUCCAGAGCCCAGUAAGACGCCUCAGGGUUACGAAUAUCAUCUUGGUGUGAACAGCAUCGGAACAUACGCGUUUACGAAGUUUUUGACGCCGAUUCUCAUCUCAACAGCUAAGACGGAGGGAACAUCUCGCGUAAUCUGGGUAUCGUCUUCGGCCGCAGACCUGAUCGGUAUAAAGUCGAUCGGUAUCGAUAUGAGCAACUUAGACUAUCACGAUGACAAAUCAUACCUCAUAAAAUAUGGCCUUAGCAAGACCGGUAACUGGCUGCACGGCGUCGAGUUCGCCAAGCGAUAUAAGGCCGACGGUGUCAUUAGCAUUCCGUUAAACCCUGGAAAUCUCGCUUCGGAUUUAUACCGCGACCAAUCAGGCUUUAUGAAUAUUGUCACAGCGCUCAUAACAUACCCCUCUAUUAAUGGUGCCUAUACUCUCUUGUAUGCCGGCCUGUCUCCCGACAUUACCAUUGAGAAGACCGGAAGUUGGGUGAUUCCGUGGGGGCGAAUUCGCUCGGUUCGAAAGGACUUGUUAGAGGCGACUAAGACCGAAGAAGAGGGCGGAAAUGGCACGGCCAAGAAAUUCUGGGAAUGGACCAACGAGCAAGUUGAUAAGUAUACUAAAUGAAGAUGAUGUUGGUGGGAGUCGAUGAACAGACUGAACAGGCUGAACUAAUUGGGAUCGACGUGUUGAGCUUUAUAAUUGGAUUCAUAUAAUUGGAUUCAUCAGUUCUGGGAAUGGGGGAUUGUACUUUGAUAUCUAAGGAAUGGGUUAGAGAUACUAUCAUUAUAACUGAGAAGAGCCUCAUUACCUGAUAUGUUCCUUGC